AACUUUAUAAGGAAUUUAUCAGACUUAUUAACGAGAAAGCAAUUGUCUUAAGUAGAAAACAAAAUGUGUCUGAAAUUUGAGAUGGCGAUUAUUUAUUCAUGUCUUACAGUUUUGAUUUUCUGGACUUGGCCUGUCUCUGGACAAGAUUUUACAAAUUGUGGCGGAGAGCUUUCAGCCAGUUCGGAAAGAAAUGGGGCAGUAAUAUCACCAAAUUUCGUUGAUAAUUUGCGAGAUGUUUACCCUCAUUAUGCAAAUUGCACAUGGAAAAUUAGAUGUGGGACUUCCAAACAAGUUGUUAUCAAUUUUGGUAUCUUUGCCCUAGAACGUGACACAAAUUGUGACAGUUUUGACUGGGUUACUGUUGACAACGGUGAGGUCAUCAAAAAUGGUGAUCUUGGACGAUUUUGUGGAGACACUUUCUGUCGUGGAUACCAAGAAGGCUUUUUCCCGUUCAACGAAAUUGUAAGCAAUGGGACCGUUGUGACUAUAAAUUUUAGGAGUGAUUCGUCAGUUACUUCUGCAGGUUUCAAAUUCACAUAUACUUGCAGUAAGUAUUUACAUCAUAGCAACUUAUUACUUUUUUCUGCCGUUGAAUAUUUAGCAUUUAUGAAGAUAUAUACUGAAGGUUUAACAAUAAGUAUAAAGUAAUUUCUUGGUAAUUAUUUUUUUAAAGUAUAUAACAAAGCUUUUAUAUGUAUCUUAAACCGUAAAAUACCAGUUUGAAAUUAUAUUUCCAAAUUAUUUGAACAUUUGCCAUCCAUUUGUUAACAUUGCAAUUCCAGGGAAGGUAAUCUAGACUAUUUAUUUUCCAACAAAAAAAUUAUAUAGUCUGUAGUUGAUAUAUUUAUUAAACAUUUGUAGGCUGUUUGAAUUAUGACUUUAUUUCAACUUGUUAUGAUUUUUUUUUCCAAAUGUAUUGCAUGUUUUUGUUGUUGGUUUUCACCUGGUUCAGCUGGGGAAUCGGACUCAGAAAGUGAUGAUUAAACAUAGCUGUCUUUACCAGAGGUACGAUUUUGCUGUAUCAACGCUUAUCUACUUAACAGGGGAAUGGCUCUUGACAAAAACAUUUUCUCAUUUCUCUUUUUAACACAUUUUGAUUAAGAUAAGUGCCAUUUUCUAAAGGUGUGUCCCCAUAACAAUUACCCUGCUAUUUUUCUAACAUGGACUGGUCCAACAUUCAAUCUGAGAAGUACCACUUAUCAUCAAAAGGGGUGUUCACUGAAAAUUUACUGACUGAAUAUCGAACAGUGCAGACCAUGAUCAGACUGCACGGAUGUGCAGUCUGAUCAUGAUCUACACUGGUCACAAAGGCAGAAUCAAUCGUGUGCAGUAUGAUAAGGGUUAAAUACGGAACGAGAUUGCUACUUGAUAAAGAUUAAAAACAGGAUACAUAUUUAGCUUAGUUAUCACACUUUAUUUAUUAUAUUUCAGCCAUAACAAGACGAUAUAUGAAAAUAGAGAUGACAACAAUAUCCAGAUGACAACAAUAUAGACAUUAGCUGAAUUUGUGUAUGAUUCUAAAGCUUUAAAAUACUUAAUAAAGUAUAAUUGCAUCUU
This is a messenger RNA of Mercenaria mercenaria, 1557 nucleotides long. Its product is annotated as procollagen C-endopeptidase enhancer 2-like. The transcript has 3 exons. The record is from RefSeq and is a predicted model, not a curated record. Lineage: Eukaryota; Metazoa; Mollusca; Bivalvia; Venerida; Veneridae. The coding region runs from base 64 to 648 and encodes 194 amino acids.